Grammomys surdaster is the source of this 2375-nucleotide messenger RNA. Its product is annotated as probable N-acetyltransferase CML1. Lineage: Eukaryota; Metazoa; Chordata; Mammalia; Rodentia; Muridae. The coding region runs from base 236 to 1087 and encodes 283 amino acids. The transcript is spliced from 3 exons. The record is from RefSeq and is a predicted model, not a curated record. Gene Ontology annotation, molecular function: N-acetyltransferase activity.
AGUUCAGCCGCCUCCUACUCCUGCUAGCUGCUGCUGGCGGAGCACAGGAGAACUACUUCUACUUUGUCCUGGAGGUGGAAAGGACUCCACAGGUCGGGCCUAGAAGCUGAGUGUGGAGUACAAGUGUGUCUUCAUAAUACAGAAUAUGAAAGUACCCCUAUCUGUCCCCUAUCAUUCUUCACUGUCAAUAGCGAUGCUGAGAUCUGUGUCAUAUGAAAGAUGACAUCCUGACACCAUGCAUCUGGUUGAUUGUCAGAAUGACUUCUUACUUGUAAGAGAAUUCCCUGGCACAAAAAGAUGUACCUCAGAACAUACCAUAUGUAACAGGAACAGCCAUGACUUGGGGGUUCAGGGAAGGUGUGCAGGCAGCUUUAGCUGUCUAUCCUGGAUGCCGAGAUUUGAGGCCCAGAAGUCUCCCAUGGCUCCUUAUCACAUCCGACACUACCAGGACAGCGACUAUGAAAGUGUCGUGGAUGUGUUCACCAAGGGCAUGGAAGAGCACAUCCCCGCCACCUUUCGCCACAUGCUUAUGCUGCCCCGAACCCUCCUACUCUUACUUGGGGUGCCCCUUACCCUGGUCCUGGUGUCUGGUUCCUGGCUGCUGGCUGUUGUGUGCUUCUUCUUUCUGCUCCUACUCCUGCGGCUCCUUGCUGGACAGCCCUGGAAGCAGUAUGUGGCCAAGUGUUUGCAGACAGACAUGGUUGACAUUACCAAGUCUUACCUGAAUGUUCAUGGCGCCUGCUUCUGGGUGGCUGAGUCUGGGGGGCAGGUGGUGGGCAUGGUGGCUGCUCAGCCAGACAAGGAUUCUCCAUUAGGGGGGAAGCAGCUGCAGCUCUUUCGCCUGUCUGUGUCCUCACAGCAUCGAGGACAGGGGAUAGCGAAGGCACUGGUCAGAACUGUCCUCCAGUUUGCACGGGACCAGGGCUACAGUGAUGUUGUCCUUGGUACCAGCACCUUGCAGCAAAGUGCUAUGACUCUCUACCUGGGCAUGGGCUUCCAGAAGACAGGCGAAUACUUCAUUAGUAUGUUCUGGAGGUUAGUGGGUAUUUCUACAUUUGAAUUAAAGUACUCUUUCCCUUCUGCCUAGGAAAUGGGGACAGUGGCCUUAUAUUCCUGUGCAGCAUGCACGCUCCUCUGCAUUCUGCUGCAGGAACCAGUAAAACCCCAUCCUGUCAGUGUGAUUAACAAUAAAAGCUUCUUGCUGGAGCUCACCAGAUUCUAAUGCAUGUGAUUGCUGGGUGGGGUUUGGAGCUUCUGCUAUAUUCUAGUUGUCUAGGGUGCCUGUGUUUCAUAUUCCUAGCCCCAUAUUACUGUUGGGGAAAUCGUGCAAAAUACUAAUGCAUGUGUUUCACUUUUGAGUGUGGAUCAGAAGUUUCUGUAGGGCUGGAGAGGGCAACUCAUCUAGCCCCAGGACACCUAAUUGGUUAAAUGUAAACAUGGGAAGUGAACAUGAAGGUUUCUCUCUCUGUUCCUGUGUUCUAGGAAGCCAUGAACUUUGACCUGUGGUCACUGACCUUCUCAGACUUAGUGAAUGAUACCUUGAGUCCACUUGUAUUUUUAAUUCUUUGAUAGUUCCACACAUGUAUACACCGAGUUUCUUAUUGUACUGGCUUCAUUCACACAGGUAUCAUUACAGCUAAGCCCAGCCCACAAACAAGACAGGAGCUCCCCAGUGCUGGAUACCGAUGCAAGUAUCAGAGGGUUGUUGAGGGGAAAGAUCAGCAUCCCAGGGCCUUGAGUUGUUUUAGAUCGUGUUCACAUCCUCAGAGUGGAGAUCUUCACUAAAAAGGCAUGCAAAGUUAUACAAAAUACUAAGAAAGCUCAUUUACCCCCGGCUUAAGUAAAAGUACAUUUCUAACUACCACCGCCUGUGUUUGGGACCCAAGAGCCCUGUUAUCCUCACAUAGAAGAGCUCUGACUCCUCAGAAGUAGUGUACAUAGUCACUAAAGACUCCUUAUUUGGAAAUUAGAAAAAACUGUGUCUUUAUCACUUUCUCUUACAGCAGUGUUCUCUGUAGCAAGCUCCUUUCAGAAAAUAGUGUUUCAUUUCCUAGGAAAUAGGUAUUUUCUGAAAGCUCAUGAGACUUGUGCAGUAAGUGAAACAGGCCCAAGAGGUAAGACAACUUACCAGAUCAGGAAGCACCUGAAACUUAAAGAAUCCACUGAGGCCCACCCCAAGGUUCUGUUAGCAGCAACUGCUGGGGAAAAGAGGCUCACCUUCAGAGGUGCUUGCAAGUGGUGCAAGGCUCCAGGAUGAAUGUAUUUUGAGUCAUGCCUGUGACUUUUCAGUGAUGAAGUUGUCUUUGAAUCAUCCUGUAAGUAACUCCUUGCUGGUAUUCCUAUACACACCUCAAUAAACUCACUAAUUCAACUAA